UGCCCGUCCGCCAUCUCUGAGAGGAACCUGAGAAGUGAAGCGCGCCGAGCGGCUUGUCAACAAACCAAAGAGUGAAACUCAUUACGGCCGAGUGGAGGCUCAACGGUGCCUCGGUGUAUGUUCCCCGUCUUUGCCCGGAGACGAUUUUCAUGUGAAAGGAGACAGCGGCGGGGAAUAAGACGCCAUGUCUAAUCUCAGCAAAGGAGGCACCAAGAAAGACACCAAGAUGAGGAUACGAGCCUUUCCUAUGACCAUGGAUGAAAAGUAUGUCAACAACAUCUGGGAUCUCUUGAAGAAUGCCAUCCAGGAGAUCCAGAGGAAGAACAACAGUGGGCUUAGCUUCGAGGAGCUCUACAGGAACGCCUACACUAUGGUACUGCACAAACAUGGAGAGAAGCUCUACACGGGACUGAGGGAAGUGGUUACCGAACAUCUCAUCAACAAAGUACGAGAGGAUGUGCUGAACUCCCUGAAUAACAACUUUUUGCAAACACUGAAUCAAGCCUGGAAUGACCACCAGACUGCUAUGGUGAUGAUCAGAGACAUCUUGAUGUACAUGGACCGAGUGUAUGUGCAGCAGAAUAAUGUCGAAAACGUCUAUAACCUGGGUCUCAUCAUCUUUAGAGACCAGGUGGUUCGUUACGGUUGCAUCCGGGACCAUCUUAGACAGACUUUACUAGACAUGAUCGCCCGUGAGAGGAAAGGCGAGGUAGUGGACAGGGGAGCCAUCCGUAACGCUUGUCAGAUGUUGAUGAUUUUGGGCUUGGAAGGGCGUUCGGUUUAUGAAGAGGACUUUGAGGCCCCAUUCUUAGAAAUGUCUGCCGAGUUCUUCCAGAUGGAGAGUCAGACGUUUUUAGCGGAGAACAGUGCGAGCGUGUACAUAAAAAAAGUGGAGGCGCGGAUAAACGAGGAGAUCGAACGAGUGAUUCACUGCCUGGAUAAAACCACAGAGGAGCCGAUCGUGAAGGUGGUGGAGAGAGAGCUCAUCUCUAAGCACAUGAAGACCAUCGUAGAGAUGGAAAACUCCGGCCUGGUGCACAUGCUCAAGAACGGAAAGACAGAAGAUCUGGCCUGCAUGUACAAAUUGUUCAGUAGGGUGCCAAACGGCCUGAAGACAAUGUGCGAAUGUAUGAGCUCUUAUCUACGAGAGCAGGGAAAAGCUUUGGUGUCAGAGGAAGGAGAGGGGAAGAACCCAGUCGAUUACAUCCAGGGUCUCCUGGAUCUCAAGUCACGGUUCGAUCGCUUUCUUCAAGAAUCCUUUAACAACGACCGCUUGUUCAAGCAGACUAUCGCAGGGGACUUUGAGUAUUUUCUGAACCUCAACUCUCGUUCACCCGAGUAUCUCUCGCUAUUUAUAGAUGACAAGCUAAAGAAAGGAGUUAAAGGACUGACAGAGCAGGAGGUGGAGUCCAUCUUGGAUAAGGCCAUGGUUCUGUUCAGGUUUAUGCAAGAGAAGGACGUGUUUGAGCGCUACUACAAGCAGCAUCUUGCCCGAAGACUUCUCACCAACAAGAGCGUCUCUGACGACUCGGAGAAAAACAUGAUCUCAAAGUUAAAGACAGAAUGUGGCUGUCAGUUCACAUCCAAACUGGAAGGAAUGUUCAGGGACAUGAGCAUAUCUAACACGACCAUGGAUGAGUUUCGCCAACACCUUACAACAACAGGGGUGUCUUUAGGUGGUGUUGACCUCACAGUGAGGGUCUUAACGACAGGAUACUGGCCCACACAGUCUGCAACUCCCAAAUGUAACAUUCCUCCUUCACCGAGACAUGCGUUCGAGGUCUUCAGAAGGUUUUAUUUGGCCAAACACAGCGGCAGGCAGCUCACAUUACAGCAUCACAUGGGCUCCGCAGACCUCAAUGCCACAUUUUAUGGGCCAGUCAAAAAGGUUUAUACACCUAUUACGAGCUGUCACACAGAAAAUGAUGAUAAAAUUAGACACUUUUAUCCUCAUCCUGGUUUCUUUUCUCUACAGGAGGAUGGGUCAGAUAUUGUGGGUGGAGCUCAGGUUACAGGCUGUAAUGCAAGGAAACACAUUCUGCAAGUUUCCACAUUCCAGAUGACAAUCCUCAUGCUCUUCAACAACAGAGAGAAAUCAACAUUUGAGGAAAUUCAGCAAGAGACAGAUAUCCCAGAAAGAGAGCUUGUGCGGGCGCUACAGUCUCUGGCCUGUGGAAAGCCAACGCAGCGCGUCCUCACUAAAGAGCCUAAAUCGAAAGAGAUUGAGAAUGGCCAUGUGUUCACUGUCAACGAUCAGUUCACAUCCAGACUGCACAGAGUCAAGAUUCAAACAGUUGCUGCUAAACAGGGAGAGUCGGAUCCUGAGAGGAAGGAGACACGACAGAAGGUGGACGAUGACAGAAAACACGAGAUUGAGGCAGCCAUUGUUCGCAUCAUGAAGUCCAGAAAAAGGAUGCAGCACAAUGUUCUAGUAGCAGAGGUCACCCAGCAGCUAAAGGCACGAUUUCUCCCAAGUCCUGUUGUUAUUAAAAAGCGUAUUGAAGGACUUAUCGAGAGAGAAUAUUUGGCAAGAACACCAGAGGAUCGCAAAGUAUACACAUACGUAGCAUGAACAAAGAGUACGGUGAAAUCUGGCACGAAAGAGCGAGUGAAAGUUUUUGGACUUUGCCACAUGUUUGACCUGGGACAUAAUUUUAUUUCUUUUUUUUUCGUUUGUUCGUUUCCUUUUUUGUUUUAUUUGUACUGGGGGAAAUUGGAUUGUAUUCGAUUUAUGUUGAAUUGUUGGUAGCAAUUCACACAAGGCCAUUCACUGUAUCUGGUUCAACUGUAGGCUUUCACAGAAAGUCUCGGUCUCUAUAAGAGAAUUGAGUUAUCGUGUGCUUGCGCUCACGCCAAGGAUCCCAAAACUGUGAAUUCAAAGGAAUACAGAAGAGAUGAUUAGCAGACAUUUGAUGGACGCUAAAAAAAUUCAUAUCGAUGUGAAAUACCUUUACACAUUUGUUUUUAUGUCCGUGUAAAUGUGUUAAUGUCUGUAGCACCUUGUUGCUGGUUGUCUGACACUUCUGGCCACUGGUGUUUGAUUCAGAGCAUGCUUUUACUCAACACAGAUGGACUUACACGCAGUAUAUGAAAAGAUGGUUUGAAGGUGUUUUCUGUCCAGUAUUUUUUAUCGUUUUUUUUUUGUCCUUGUCUGACCUGGCCAAUUGUAGAGGUUGACAAAAAGCUUUCUUUAAAGCUCCUCAAAUCUAGUUCAAACAGGACUGGGCGGUUGUGUUUUUCAGCAUUAAGAAAGAACUCCUGAAGCAUCAUAUUUCAAUGUGUAUAAAUUGUAAAUGACUUAUUGUACUCAAUGCUGAAGUGAACUGUACAGGGCCUUGUUUUCAUCAUUAAAUGUAGAAAAAGCAAAAAAAUAAUAAACAGAUUGGCCGUUUUGGGUCAGACUGCC
This is a messenger RNA of Triplophysa dalaica, 3406 nucleotides long. It is a transcript of the gene cul3b, whose product is annotated as cullin 3b. Gene Ontology annotation, molecular function: ubiquitin protein ligase binding. The record is from RefSeq and is a predicted model, not a curated record. Gene Ontology annotation, cellular component: Cul3-RING ubiquitin ligase complex. The transcript has 15 exons. NCBI's taxonomy places the organism in Eukaryota, Metazoa, Chordata, Actinopteri, Cypriniformes, Nemacheilidae. Gene Ontology annotation, biological process: protein ubiquitination; ubiquitin-dependent protein catabolic process. Bases 185 to 2572 code for a protein of 795 amino acids.